Tripterygium wilfordii is the source of this 2000-nucleotide messenger RNA. Its product is annotated as serine/arginine repetitive matrix protein 2-like. The record is from RefSeq and is a predicted model, not a curated record. NCBI's taxonomy places the organism in Eukaryota, Viridiplantae, Streptophyta, Magnoliopsida, Celastrales, Celastraceae. The transcript has 3 exons. Bases 189 to 716 code for a protein of 175 amino acids.
ACACAGCCCUGGCCCGUAUAAGAUAACUUCGGCUAUCGCUGUAAUUACACGGCGAGAUCCCAACCCUCUGGCCUAGGUCGGUACAUUUCCAAUCUCUCCGACUUACCAUCUACAUCCAGUUCGGUGAAAAUCAAGAGCCCAUGCCGACUCGAUCUGUGGUUAUAUGAAGUUGAGCUAGAGAAGUAGAGAUGUACAACGGGAUUGGGUUACAGACCCCAGGAGGGUCUGGAACUAAUGGUUACAUCCAGGGAAAUAAGUUUUUUGUCAGGCCAAAGACGAACAAGGUGGAUGUGAACAACAAGGGGUUUGAUGUGGACCAAGGUACUGCGGGUGUGACCAGGAAACCAAACAAGGACGUACUUGAUCAUGACUGCAAGCGCCAAAUCCAGCUCAAGCUUGUCAAGCUUGAAGAUAACCUUAUUGACCAGGGCUACACUGAUGCAGAGAUUGCCGAGAAGAUUGAGGAGGCUCGAAAGACUCUUCAAGCGGCUGCUGCUUUUGAGGCAAGUGGUGGACCCACUGCUAUUGUCGUUGCUGAUAAGAAGAUAUCAGAUACUCAGACUCAUCAAAUUGCUGCUAGAAAGGAGAAACAGAUGGAGAAACUGAGAGCUGCCCUUGGGAUCAGUUUGUCUGAACCUCAUGAACCAAGUGGAGAGACGAGGAGUGACGCUGAGCUGGAAAGCGGAGAUAAAAAGAAAUACAAAUGGUGGUGGUAAGCAUCAUGAGAAACGUGAACAUAGCUUUUUGGACAGAGAGUACAGCUCAAAAAACAUAUUGGUGAAGAUCCCGAAAUCUGGAAAGGAUGAUAAGAAAAAGGGUGGAGAUAGGUCUAAUGAGCCGAGGCACAACAAGAACUAAGUAGGAGAAGAAGGCACAAGGAUAGUUCUUCUGGCGAAGAUAACAGUGGUGAGGAUGGCAGUGGAGAUCUGAAAAGUAUUAAGAAAAGAGGAGAUAAGUCUGAUGAGCCCAGGCACCACAACAAGAAAGUAAGUAGUAGAAGAAGGCACAAGGAUAGUUCUUCUGGUGAAGAUAGCAGUGGUGAGGAUGGCAGUGGAGAUCUGAAAAGUAUUAAGAAAAGAGGAGACAAGUCUGAUGAGCACAGGCACCACAAGAAGGAAGUAAGUAGGAGAAGGUGGCACAAGGAUGGCAGUGGAGAUCUUAAAAGUUUGAAGAAAAGAGGAGAUAGGUCUGAUGAGCCUAGGCACCACAAGAUGGAAGGAAGUGGGAGAAGAAGGCACGGGGAUAAUUCUUCUGGCAAAGAUAGCAGUGGUGAGGAUGGCGAUGGAGAUGUGAAAAGUUUGAAGAGGAGAGGAGAUAGGUCUGAUGAGCCUAGGCACCACAAGAAGGAAGUAAGUAGGAGAAGAAGGCACGAGGAUGGUUCUUCCGGUGAAGAUAGCAGUGAUGAGGAUGGCUGUGGAGAUCUGAAGAGUAUUGAGAAAAGAGGAGACAGGUCUGAUGAGCCUAGGCACCACAGGAAGGAAGGAAGGAAGUUGGAGAAGAAGGCACGAGGAUGAUUCUUCUGGUGAAGAUAGCAGUGGUGAGGAUGGCAGUGGAGAUGUGAAAAAUUUGAAGAGAAGAGGAGAUAGGCCUGAUAAGUUUAGGCACCGCAAGAAUGAAGGAAGUGGGAGAAGAAGGCAGGAGGAUGAUUCUUCUAGCGGGGACAGUAGCGGGGAGGAUAGCGGUGGAGACCUAAAAAGUAUGAAGGGAAGAGAAGAUAGGUAUGAUGAGUCAAGGCACCGCAAGAAGGAAGGAAGUAGGAGAAGAAGGCGCGAGGAUGAUUUUUCUGCUGAAGCUAGUAGGGGGGCGGAUAAGCGGAAGAAGAGGACUAGAACUUCGAGGCAAAGCUAAUCAACUCUGUACCAUUGCUUGUUCAAGAUCCUUGUGUUGCAUCCCAUACUUGUGAAGUUUGUAUGUGGUGUGCAGUGUGCUUUGAAUUGGAACCUUGUGAAUCAAUGAUUUGUGAUGCAAUUUUAACAUACAAGAAUUUUUAAGAGUGAAAA